Messenger RNA from Colletotrichum aenigma, 1806 nucleotides. RefSeq lists its product as uncharacterized. The record is from RefSeq and is a predicted model, not a curated record. The coding region runs from base 1 to 1806 and encodes 601 amino acids. The transcript is spliced from 5 exons. NCBI's taxonomy places the organism in Eukaryota, Fungi, Ascomycota, Sordariomycetes, Glomerellales, Glomerellaceae.
AUGGAUCCCGCAGCGAUGGCGAGCCUUACGAUCUACAACUUCCCGCCUAUGCCGCCGAACUUCGACAGCAUAGGCAUCUUCUACAUGACAUUCUGUGUAACAUGGACGGUGCUCGUCAUCGCUGGUAUGAUCUUCUGCUGGGUCAACCGCGAUAGCCCCGUCCUCAAGAUCCGUGGCUUGCCGCUGUCCUUCGCCGCUAUCUUCUGUCUUCACUUGUACUGGAUUCUCGCUCAGAUCACCUAUCCUAUUGGUGGAACUAUGCCGGCUGUUCUGGCCUACGAUGUCCAGUAUUUCGUCAUGGGAACCUGGUUCCCUCUUGGUAUCGCCUUAUUCCAUGCCUCCAACGCGCGUUUCCUGCACGUUGCUAAGCUGCAGAAGUUGCAUUUUGCGAAUAAGGGAGAAGGAAUCAAGCGAGGAAAGCUCGGCUGCGAUGGUGCGAGGACAUCUUGGCUUUGCCGCUUGAGGAACAUGGACUAUACGACUAAGAUUAUGAUCCCUAUCGGGCUGGGUUUGGUUAUUCAGGCAUGCUUGACCAUUGGCAUGUGGCUCGCUUGCAAGAAGUAUCACCCGACGUUCGGCAUUCCUGGUACAGAAAUCCGCGGCUCCAACGUCAUGGAGCAGUUGGUAGACCUGGGUCGAGGAUGGGAGUGGUGGCCGACGGUAGCUUGGCAGUUUCUCUGGUCGUGGAUUAUCGCCCCCACGAUGCUUUGGAAGGCUUGGGGCAUCCGCGACACAAUGGGAUGGCGCACACAAACCAUUGGCUGCUGCCUCGCCAGUCUCCACGCUACACCGAUGUUUCUCAUCGCUUCGUAUGUCCCGGCGUUUGCGAAGGUCAACCAAUACUUUACUCCAAGCCAGUGGUUACAUCUCUCGUCCAUGGUUUUCGAGAUCUUUGCCGUCUUUUUACCGGCAUUCCAGGUCAUCCGACUGCGAAUCCUGAACAAGAAAGCAAGAGAUGCGAACGCCAAGUGGGAUACGUCGUCUCAAUCCAGUACUUUGAGGCCUACGUCCAACCUUAUGGGCACUUGCGUGAACUGCAGGCGCGAAGCCUCAGCCAGUCAGUUGGAGAAGGGCCUUGCGAAUGUAUACGAAUCUGACAACGUCGAAAUUGGCCCGGAGCCGGAUAGCCGUCUACUCACGAUGAGCGCUCUUGACCACGCUCUCCGCGAGAACACCGGUUCUCUGCAGGAGUUCUCGGCUCUCUGCGAUUUCUCUGGAGAGAACAUUGCCUUCCUCACCCGCCUUGACGCAUGGAAGACUUCGACUUGGCCCCAAUUUGCUCAAAACUCGAAGGCUCAUUCACUUAGUGGCGAAGAGAUGCUAGAAGCCUUCAACAGCGCCCUCGACAUCUACGCAGACUUUAUCUCAAUCAACCUCGCUGAGUUUCCUCUCAACCUUCCUUCAAACGAGCUCAAGCAUCUUGAGGCUGUUUUCGAGAAGCCCGCUCGCAUUCUCUUCGGCGAAGACUCUUCACUGAACCACAUCACCCCCUUCGAUGAUGCCUAUCACUCUCGCAAUGGUCAGACUUCAGGCAGUGGACAGGACAUCCGAGGCCAGAUCCGCUACACCGGCGAGAUUCCCUCCGCCUUCAAUCCCAAUGUGUUUGAUAGCGCUCAGGGGCACAUCAAGUAUCUCGUUUUGACUAACACCUGGGCCAAGUUUGUUAAAGAGAUGCACCAGAGGAGACGGUCAAGCGAAGCAAGCAGGAGCGUCAUAUCGACAGAAUCAGAGACAUCGCUUUUGAGCAGGGUCUCAACCAAGGUUACAGAUAUGAUGCGUGGGAAGAGUCGCUCGGGUUCUUCUUGA